Molecule: messenger RNA, 1836 nt
Organism: Fonsecaea monophora
Lineage: Eukaryota; Fungi; Ascomycota; Eurotiomycetes; Chaetothyriales; Herpotrichiellaceae
Exons: 3
Coding region: 1-1836 (611 amino acids)
Source: RefSeq, a predicted model, not a curated record
AUGCGGGAUACCAAGAUUGAAGAAAACCUGGCCAGAAUGAACUGGAAAAGUAUCCGGGAAGUGCAAAUGCCACGGGGCGAGACGAAGGCUGACACUCCCGAGUUGCUCAAGCUAAAAGGUGCUCAGUUACAGAUCAAAGGAGACACUCAUCAGGCCACAAAGGAUGAAGAACCGAAAUCGAGCAAGCGCCCGAGGAAGGAGGCGAAAGAUUCAACACCAACGGCCGAGAACGUGUCGAAGAAACCCAAAACUAACAGACCGCAGAAAGUCACUACUGAUUCCACGGCAUUGGAGAUUACGACGAUUGAUCCAUCAAAGAGAUUGGGUAUCUUUCGCGACGGCGAGAUGGCCAAGCUGGAGUUGGCAGGGCUCGAGAUGCCAGUUGACAAAGCCCCAGCUAAGGAGAAGCGGAAAUUCAAAGCAGCAAUUGUGUCAGCAGUUGGGGCAACGGAGAAAAUGUACCAGAAGAGACUUGGUACAAGCCCUGGACGUGGGCACUUGAAGUUCGAUGAGGAACGGGGCAGAGAAGAUGAAGUAGCGGGAGAUUCGACAGCCUCAAUUCAGGGCCUUGGGGGGAGCGAGACCAACAAGAUGAGUACAGCCAGCAAAUACCUUCUUCGGAAUAUCGGCUACGCAGUCACACAGAGGAAGUUGAAGACGUUUAAUCCAGACGGUACCUCAAAGACGAAGAAGAAGAUAUCUGAUGCGGAAAGAUACCCCAAAUUAAGCAGAGACCACCCAAACUGGAAAAAGGCGUUCACAAAGGACCAGAUCGAGGAGAUCAUCAACACAUACAGAUCCGAUAAGCAAGAGAGACACAAAAAUGCUCCCGCCUACUUUGACAAUCGAGGAUUCUUAAGACUAUCGAAGGAGUUGAACAACACGAUCAUUGAGGAAUGGGUCGAAAAAGCGCAGCCGCUUUUGAGGGUACGUCAGGAGUGGCUACAAACAUGUGAUGAGAACUCGUCAGAAGAUCGCCCAGAGCCCCAAUGGCCAGACGAUCUGUGGCCUGAGAAGGUGGUCCGGGGGCUGCUUGCGAAUGCCACAAGCACUCUAGGGAGGUUACAUUCCCAAGGCUUGUUGAAUGCAAAGGGCAAUUAUCGGGAAGCGCCUCUGAAGAAGGUCGGAAAUGUCCACGAUGCAUCCGGGAGAUUUGUGCGCACCUCGUAUCUACCCGGUGGUCUGAGGCCAGUGAAUAAGUUGGGGACGAACGAAUGUAUAGCGAUGGUACUGGGACAGCAUAUCGACGAGAACGCCAAAGGAGACCCGAAGCAAAGACUGGACAUCGCGAGAAGCACUUUCAACAAAGCAGUAUUAUCCUUCGUGGAAGACAAGGUGAGGAUCGACGAAUCAAUCCAGGCAGUGUUGAAAUCGAUCAAAGAAAAGGCCCGGGAUGAUGCGGAAGAACUCAGGGAAUCGACCCCGUCGGAUGAUAGUGGUCAAGAGUCAACCCACUUGUGGUUCAACCGACUGGCCAGUAUGGAAAUGCUUGACAACGAAGUUGAUCGAUACGAAGAAUCGUCCGGGUGGGAUUCCUCGGAGUCGGAGGCCGAUGCAAAUAAUGUGUUCGUGGACAAGAAAGAAGUAGAUGACCUGUUACGAGACAUGGCAACAGAAGAGGAGACGACGAUGACGACCAGACUGCGCCCUCGAAAGUCAAGCAUGCUCAAGAAUGUGAUACAGUGUGCAUUGGGUGUGGUUGACAGAGCUUCAGUACCUGAGGAACUUAUCAACAUGCAACUGGACGUGGCGCGAGACAUUCAUGACCGUGAGGACUCAGGAAGUGAGGAAGAACAGGGCUCGGACGUCUCGAACGGUACGAAUGCACCGGCCUAA